Molecule: messenger RNA, 2410 nt
Organism: Eucalyptus grandis
Lineage: Eukaryota; Viridiplantae; Streptophyta; Magnoliopsida; Myrtales; Myrtaceae
Exons: 3
Coding region: 243-2141 (632 amino acids)
Molecular function (GO): protein binding
Source: RefSeq, a predicted model, not a curated record
CCAUUUAAAUCCUCCCGAUUUCCCAUUCCCUUCUCUCUAACUCUCUCUCUCACCUCGCCACCACCAAACUCCUUUCCAUUUUUCCUCUCUUCUCAUUUAUUCCCUCCCCCCGAGUCUUCAUUUCUCUCCCUCCCCUUUAUUAUUUGCCCCCUCACAAGAAUGUGGUGUAGCCUCUGAGAGGGACAGAAGAGGAGAGGGAGAACGGAGGAGGAGGAGGAGGAGGAGGAGAAGAGGAGCCCUCCAUGGUCGAUUGUUCUACGGUCUCAACAACGAGAACCCACAUUGCAUCCACCCCUGCAAGAACCAGGACCAGGACCAGGACCGGAACGACCAUGGCUUCUUCAUCUCCUUGUCUGACCGGCGGCGAGAAAAAGCAUUGGUGGCUCACCAACCGAAAGGCCGUGGGCAAGUACAUAAAGGACGCGAAGAAUCUGAUGGCGACCCAGGAGGCGGGCGAGAUCGCGUCGGCGCUGAGCCUCCUCGACUUGGCCCUCGCCCUGUCGCCCCGCCUCGAGCUCGCCCUCGAGCUCAAGGCUAGGUGCCUCCUCCAGCUCCGGCGGUUCAAGGACGUCGCCGACAUGCUCCAGGACUACAUCCCCAGCCUCAAGCUGGCCAGCGACGACACCACCUCGUCGUCGUCGUCGUCCUCCUCCUCGUCCUCGUCCUCAUCGUCGGACGGGUCGUCGCAGCAGCUGUCGAGGGAGCGGGUCAAGCUGCUCUCCUCCCCCGGGUCGCCGACCCGAGAUCCGAGCUUCAAGUGCUUCUCCGUGUCGGACCUGAAGAAGAAGGUGAUGGCCGGGCUGGGCAAGAACUGCGACAAGGAAGGGCAGUGGAGGUACACGGUCCUGGGCCAGGCGUGCUGCCACCUGGGCCUCAUGGAGGACGCCAUGGUCCUCCUCCAGACCGGGAAGCGCCUCGCCACGGCGGCCUUUCGUCGUGAGUCCGUCUGCUGGUCCGACGACAGCUUCUCCCUGUCGGACCUCCCUGUCCCCGCCGAGAUUGCGUCAUCCCCCAGCACCCCGCCCGGCACCCCGCCGCAGGCUGGUGGCACGUCCUUGUCAGAUCCCGAGUCCAUCAACCAGCUCCUCAGCCACAUCAAGCUCCUCCGCAGGCGCCGUGCAGCGGCCCUUGCUGCACUCGAUGCGGGCCUCUAUUCUGAGGCCAUCCGCCACUUCACCAAGAUCGUCGACAGCCGCCGUGGCACCGCUGCCCCGCAGGGGUUCCUGGCUGAGUGCUAUAUGCACCGGGCUUCAGCGUUCCGCUCUGCAGGCCGGGUCGCGGAGUCCAUCGCGGACUGCAACAGGACAUUGGCCCUCAACCCGACCUGCAUCCAGGCCCUGGAGACCCGAGCACAGCUCCUAGAGGGAAUCCGGUGCAUCCCAGAUUGCCUCCAUGACCUGGAACACCUGAAACUUCUCUACAACACGAUCCUGCGUGAUCGGAAACUGCCCGGGCCGGCCUGGAAGCGCCACCAUGUGCAUUACCGCGAAAUUCCAGGAAAGUUAUGCACGCUCACGACGAAAAUCCAGGAAUUGAAGCAACUGGUGGCAUCUGGCAAGAUCGGGAAUGUGGAUUACUAUGGGCUGAUGGGAUUGAGACGGGGUUGCUCACGGUCCGAAUUGGCUCGUGCCCACCUGCUGCUCUCCCUGAAGCACAAGCCCGACAAGGCCAUGGGCUUCAUCGAGCGGUGCGAGUUCGCAGAUGAGCGGGACCUCGAGUCUGUCCGGGACCGAGCGAGGAUGUCCGCACUUUUGCUGUACCGAUUGAUCCAGAAGGGCUAUAACAACGUCCUGUCAUGCAUCCUGGAGGAGGAGGUGGCGGCAGAGAAGCAGCGGAAGCAAGCUGCCACUGCCGCUUCGAUCCAGGCGGCAGCCAUCAAGCUCCAGCAGGUGCAGGAGAGCAACAAUCUGGACGAGCCCAAGGCGAACCAGGCCCCAAAACCCUCCAUAGAAAGUGCGAAUCCCGCGAGCAACAGGAUCGCUCUCAGCGAGAACCAGAAUGCCGCAGCCUCAGUGGCGGCAGCCAACGGGUCGAUGUUUCAGGGGGUGUUCUGCCGUGACCUUGCGGCGGUCAGCAGCUUGUUGUCUCAGGUUGGGAUCAAUCGUCCGCUUCCGGUGAAAUACGAGGCCCUCAGUUGCUGAUACGCUUUGCUCCUUUAAGCCUCGACGAGUUUACGUUCCAUAGGGGGAUUCUUGACCGGCACGAGUUAAAAAAAAGUGGGGAAGAAAAGAAAGACCAGACCAGACCAGACCAGACCGGUUUCGUCCAUUUGUACAAAGUUAAAAGGAAGUCCGAUCUUGCCGGGAAAAUUUUUGCUAGCUUCUUCUAUGAAUAUCUCAUGUCAUAUUGUACAGGUUUUUUCACUAUCAAACUAGUUCCAUUUUGAAUCUCUCGUCUUCUUCGGUUCUAA